UUACUAACAACUGGAAUGGUGGUAUUAUACUGGGUAGUUUUCAGUUAAUAUAAAAUCGAAUUUAAUUUUGUAAUAAACGUAUAAAAUCAUAUUGUUUUUCAUUAUAAUAACAAUUUUUAAACAUUUUUAAAUGGCCAAAAGUCUUCCACCCAUGGCCCAAAAUAUUAAAAUAUUUCGAUUGGUCUAUAAUUGGCGCCAAAUAGUGACAUAUGCAAAUUGCAUGUCAAAAACUUUUUAACGUGCGGUAGAUGUAGGAAAUUAUUUGUUUUGUUAAUGUAUUUCAUAAUUAUAAGAACUUAAGAAGAGAAUAUAAAUAAAAUACCGUAAUGGCGAGAACGAAAGCUUCUGUUGGUGCAAAAGUAUCAUCUGGUAAAAGCAGCAAAGCAAGAUGUUGUGCUGCCCCUCCAUCAAACAGUAUUGGAGCCUCAGGUGGCGGUGAUAGAUCAUCUAGGGGUCUUUCAGGUGGUAACCCUGUAUGCCCUAGGGAGACACCGAUAUGGCAACGACCUAUCACCAACUUUAUCGUCACCAACAAAGCUGAUAGUGAUAGUGAUACUCCAAGAAGCAGCCAACAGAAUAACAGUACAAAAGAUGACGAAGUCGAAAAUUCUAAAAACAUGGAUUCCGACGAGGAAAUAAUAAAAACCAAACCGAAACGAAAUAAAAUAUUAUCAGACGACGAGGAAGAAAUACCUAAAAAUACAGAAUUAGAGGAAUCAUUAGUUUUAGAACCAUUAACAGGUGAAAAUAGUCACAAAAUAGAUGAAUAUUACCAAAAAAAUAACAAAGGUAAGGGAAAAGGGAAGAAAACUAAAGAAAAUACAGAUGAAAUAAAAAGAAAUUUAAAACGAGAUUUAGAAGACAUUACAUUCGGUGAAGAAAGUGAACAUAGUAAUAAAAAAGCUAAAAUUGAAUAAUGGUUCUCAAGACAGUUUAUGUUGAACAUAACAUCUCCGAGAAGAAUUGAAGAAUAAAAAACUACAUUAUUUUGUUAUUUGAUUACUACUAAAUUAAAGUAUAAAAAAAAAACUAAAAAAAAAAUACGGCUGGUCUGAAGAUUUAAGUGUUUUAAGUAAUAUUGAAGUGACGUGUGAUAAAAAGUACAAAAUAAGUGUUGAUUUUAAUGUUUUUAGACUUUUUUAUAAAUAAAUGUCGACUCCCUAUUGUUUUAUUUAAUCUACCCUUAGUAAUAUGACUAGCUAUUCCCAUGCGGCUUCAUCCGCAAUGUCUACAUUUGCAAAUUCUAAUCCUUAAGACAACGAAUGCCUACGAUAACAAUUUCCGUUAAUACUUUGCUAUUUCUUGUAGUUUUUGUCCCUUUCUCGCAUUAUUUUUCCCCAAUUUAUUCACCUAAAUUAGAUAGUGUGAAAAUACAUAGCUUGUGACACUUGACGUAAUAAGGAGGGCACUAGUGAGCUAUUUGUGACAUCACCUUCAGUUAGAUAUAGCAUUUUUUUUUAAUUAUAAUUAGUAGAUUUGUGCUAAUUUAACUAGUAAUUUUUCCUUUAAACAAUCCAACUAAGCUCUAGUCUUGUGCUAGGAUAUGGUCGAAGGAUUCGAACUCUCGACCGCAAGAUCGGUAGUCCGUACCCAAUACAUUGGGCUAUUAGCGCUUGUACUAAAGAUCGAUCUUUAGAAAGUCAUACUAUACUUUAUCUCUACGUCACGAAAUAUCUUAGAGCGUUUUAGAUAAGAUAAUCUCAUACUGGACUUACGUAGCACAAUGGGGGGCGAAAUGUAUACUUAUACUAAUAUAAUAAAGCGUAAACACUUAUGUAGGAUGUGCGCAAUCACAGCGUGUUUUUAAAUUAUUACUUUCAUAAAAAGUCCUACUAGACUACAUAUUUUCACGACAUAUAUGUAUAUACG
This is a messenger RNA of Papilio polytes (common Mormon), 1869 nucleotides long. Its product is annotated as PCNA-associated factor-like. The transcript has 5 exons. Bases 327 to 917 code for a protein of 196 amino acids. The record is from RefSeq and is a predicted model, not a curated record. Lineage: Eukaryota; Metazoa; Arthropoda; Insecta; Lepidoptera; Papilionidae.